AUGCGAUUCUUUGUUGGUGCGGCGCUGGGCCUGCUGUCUUCCACGUUAGUCGCGGCCCAAACUUAUACCGAUUGCAAUCCGACACAGAGAUCGUGUCCUGCUGAUCCUGCAUUUGGCCAAUCCGACAAGACAUUUGAUUUCACAAGUGGCGCGGCUAAUGCUUUCAAGUCAACUGGAGCCGUCACAUAUGACCAAACGAAUGGUGCAACCUUCACUGUUUCGAAGCAGGGUGAUGGCCCGCUAAUUCAGUCCGGCUGGUACAUCAUGUUCGGCCGCGUGGAAUUUACUAUCAAGGCAGCACCAGGGACGGGAAUCGUGAGCAGUGCAGUUCUACAGUCGGACGAUUUGGACGAAAUUGACUGGGAGUGGCUGGGCGGAAACAACGCUCAAGUACAGACCAAUUACUUCGGAAAAGGAGACACAACCUCAUUCAGCCGUGGCGCCUUCCACGACAAUUCUGGAAACCACGAUGACUUCCACACUUUCUCUAUCGACUGGACCAGCAGCCAGAUUGUGUGGGCAAUUGACGGCAAGACUGUUCGUGUUCUCACUCCCGAGACGGCAGACACCAACCAGUACCCGCAAAGCCCGAUGAUGAUCAAGGUUGGUGUGUGGGCUGGCGGUGAUUCGAACAAUGCCCAGGGCACUAUUGAUUGGGCUGGUGGCCUAACAGACUAUAGCCAAGGUCCCUUCAUGAUGUAUAUGAAGUCAAUGAUGGUGACUGAUUAUUCCACUGGAACCUCGUACAGGUAUGGUGACCAAAGUGGCUCAUGGCAGUCGAUUAUCGCGGAGGGAGGCCAGGUCAAUGGAAACAAGGGCGCCGAGCCCAAGUCGACCGAGCCUGCACCUGCAAUUACUGCAACUAUCGACAGCGUCCCAGUUCCCUGGAGUGGAACCCACAAAGAAACCUCAACCUGGGUCACCCCAAAUGUCUGGCCCUGGGUGGCGUCCGAAAGCCCCACGGCCGCGUCAACAGGAUACCAGUAUGACUGGGAAUCCAGCUCUGGCCACAACAGGCCACUGGGUGGAGGCUCAAUGAGUGAGCAAUCCCCUGAAUCCCUUUUCGAUUAA
Molecule: messenger RNA, 1071 nt
Organism: Penicillium vulpinum
Lineage: Eukaryota; Fungi; Ascomycota; Eurotiomycetes; Eurotiales; Aspergillaceae
Product: glycoside hydrolase family 16 protein
Exons: 3
Coding region: 1-1071 (356 amino acids)
Biological process (GO): fungal-type cell wall organization; carbohydrate metabolic process
Cellular component (GO): fungal-type cell wall
Molecular function (GO): glycosyltransferase activity; hydrolase activity, hydrolyzing O-glycosyl compounds
Source: RefSeq, a predicted model, not a curated record